UGAACCUUACACUAUUCUUUUCCGUCCUCCAUGAAGUGAUCAAUUUUUUUUACUUUUUUUAUUAUUUAUGAUAUUUAAUUCAUUCGUCUUAAUGGAAUGUUUACUAUGUGUAUUUUGUCUAUGCAAAAUCAUAUCGUUUGUUCUUAUUCGAAGCCUUACUGAAUAUGAAGAACAUCCGCUGAAUCAAUGUGAUAAGGCUUAGGAAAUCAACAGCAAAGACCAAAUUUUAUAAUACAAUUUUCACCAAAAAUUAAAUUUGUAAAGCCAAUUUCCUCCUUCAAGUCUGGUUAAGGAUAAAAGCGUUCGCCGAAAAUUUAGUUGAAAAAACCUCCAAACAUUUUAGUGAUAUCAGAAAACAAUGCUGUUGAUUACAUAGUAAUAUGGAAACAAUAUCCAAAGAAUGGGACAUUAAUGAAGAAACGCCGCUACAGUUUCAAGAAACAGUGAAUACGUUAAUAGAAAUGUUAAUCAAACCUGAAUGUCUCAAACAAGAUCUUUUAUUUUCUUUGUUGCUUGUGUUGAUGAAAGAAAAUGAUUUCCGGCUACUCAAAGAAAUUGGCAACGACACAAUUAGUAUUGUCGAGUACAUAGUAUUAAUGAAAAGAUGCAAAACAAUACACGAAGCUGUAUUCCUUCUGAAGGGAUAUGAAAAUAUUACUGUAAAACUUAUAAUGUCACCAAUGCAUGACGUUAUAUUAAUCAAUGCGACCUUAUUAGAAAUCCGCGCCGAAACUUAUUCGACCUGCUUUCCAAUAAGCAGAUAUUUCAUAUCUCGAGGAUCAGCAUUCAAUGUGCCAACAAGUUUCGCUAAUAUUGACGAGUUCUCCAUUUUGUUUAAAGACAAAAUCAUAGCUCCUAUAAAGAAUACUAUUUUAAAUUACAACAGCACGCCAGGCUGCGCUCUUUGUGGACUGCCUGUAGAUAUUUUGCACUUGAUCCUAAUAAGAUUACCGUUGAAAGAUGUGCUCAAUCUUUCGGAGUCGUGUAAAAGAAUUAAUGGUAUCGUAAACGAGGAUUGUCUAUGGUCCCAUUUUUAUGGCAGGGAUUUCCCUGGCAAGCAUAAAUGCGGAGAAAAAGGAUGGAGGGAUAUGUAUAAGGAAGUUUACUCGCAGAAAUUAAAGGAGGAAAGGGAACGCGAAAUGCUCAAUACGGAAGAGAGAGAUGACAGAUUCAUGCCGAGAAAUUUUACAGCAAAUUCGAGAUGGGAGGUAUCGAUUUCGAACUGCGAAAUGUUAUAAUUACAACCGAAAAGGUCAAUUUUUUAAUAUUUUUCUUAAAUUCUCGACAUUUUUAAUUUUAUUGGUUAUUUCUUUUCAUGAAUUGUAUUAUAAAUACA
Hyposmocoma kahamanoa is the source of this 1336-nucleotide messenger RNA. Its product is annotated as F-box only protein 7-like. Gene Ontology annotation, biological process: positive regulation of autophagy of mitochondrion; autophagy of mitochondrion. Gene Ontology annotation, molecular function: protein kinase binding. The record is from RefSeq and is a predicted model, not a curated record. The transcript has 2 exons. NCBI's taxonomy places the organism in Eukaryota, Metazoa, Arthropoda, Insecta, Lepidoptera, Cosmopterigidae. Bases 381 to 1238 code for a protein of 285 amino acids.